Molecule: messenger RNA, 1686 nt
Organism: Phytophthora sojae
Lineage: Eukaryota; Oomycota; Peronosporomycetes; Peronosporales; Peronosporaceae
Exons: 4
Coding region: 1-1686 (561 amino acids)
Biological process (GO): pseudouridine synthesis
Cellular component (GO): nucleus
Molecular function (GO): pseudouridine synthase activity; RNA binding
Source: RefSeq, a predicted model, not a curated record
AUGGUGAAAGUGGAUGGCUCUGCGGUGGGCAUCGAGGCGUUUGUGGACGCUACUGAGGAGCGUCUAGUCAUGCGUGGUCGCAUUAAGACCAAACCGGAGGACUUCGUGGUGCGCGAGAUCAGUGCCGCGGGUGACAUUGUGGGCUUCAGUGAUGAGAGCGACAGACUGCCAACUGGUAGUGAGCGCGACGCUGUGCUGAAGAAGAUCGAGGAGGCGUCGCAGAAGCAGAAGAAGGAGAGGCUGGUGUUUGAUGAGCCUGCGGACGGAUGGCGAGCAGCGCUGACGGAGCUGAUUGGAGCCAAAGCUUGUGAGCACGUUGAAGGCGUCGCGCAAGGCCGAGAGAAUGAGUGCUUUCUUGCUUCCCCCGCGGAGUUUCGGGACCGCAUUUACCUGCAAAACUGCAUCCAGAACUGCUACCCGGGACUAGACUGCAAGUUGGAGCAUGAGAACACGAAAGAGGCUCGGACAGCGCUACAUCGCGUGAUCGCCAAGAGCUCGUCGUCUUUCAAGACGAAGACUGAGACUCGGAAUGGCGUCCAGCGACUGGUUGUUCACUUCUUGCCAAAGAGCAAUAAGAAGCGCAAACGCUCCCAACCGCAAGCUUAUCUUCGGUUUGUACUCCAAAAGACAAACCAAGAGCAUUUUACUUGCUUUGACAAGUUGACCCAGUGGCUCCGUCGUCCGCUCUCAGCGUUUUCAUACGCUGGUACGAAAGACAAAACCGCCAUCACUUUCCAGCACGUUGUGGCGAGUGGAGUGACACCUGAUCGCCUCCAAAGUGUGAACAAAACUGAUGAAGGCGCGCCGACCGGCAUCCGAGUGGGAGACCUUCAGUAUGUUGAACAUCCACUGGCAUUAGGCGGGGCCAGGGGAAACAGGUUCUCCAUAGUCAUCCGGGAUCUUUCAAGUGAACCGGAGUCCAGUUCCAAGACAAUUCAAUCGACUCUUGAGUCUGCGCUGGACAAGAUCAAGCAUCAGGGUUUCGCUAACUACUUUGGGUUUCAGCGCGUAGGAAUGCCCACAAACACAGUGAGAGCCCACCACAUCGGCGAGAAGAUCAUUGCAUGCAAGUGGGAGGAAGCUCUUCGACUCAUCUUGGCAGUACAGGACGGCGAUUCCGAAGAUGGUGCCAAAGCAAAGCAGCUGUACCUCGAGUCUCGCGACAUUGACGCUGCUCUCAAGCUCAUGCCACACGGAAUGCCUGUCGAGCGGCAUGUGCUUCAGGGAUUGAAGCGCUUCGGAAGCGAUGCGUUCGAGCAGGCGGUGCUGAGUGUGCCGUUCUCGCGUCGUGUGAUGUACCUGCACGCGUACCAGAGUUACCUUUUCAAUCGGAUGGUCUCGCUGCGACUGAAGAAGUAUGGCAGCAAGGUUGUCGAAGGUGACUUGAUCAAGUGCGAUAUCCCAAGCGAGAAGUCUAUCUCGGUGAAGGUUGUCACUGCAGAGGAAGCAGCCGAGCUGAACGGGACGCACGCAGACGCGCUGGGACUGGUGUAUUUGCCGCUGCCUGGAACGACUGUGAAGUUCCCUUCUAACUCGAUAAAGGAAGCGUGCCUCGAGGUUAGUGAUACGCCCGUAGAUAUUCACGCCUCGAAGCUGACAGUGACCAAAUGCGUUGUGUGGUGUGUUACAUGUAGAUCACGGAGGAACACGGCACGAAGAAUGCCCUCUGCAAGUCUGGGCCGGUGA